ACGACGCAUGGGAAUCUGACCCGUACUCUUCUCUUUUUCUUUUUUAAUUUUGUGGACCAAUGAUAUAGACACCUGGGUGACACCUAUUUUCCUUGUAAAUAUCAGCUACAAUCCACUUAAUAAGAGCCACUCGUCGUUGGGCACGAAACUGCAUAACGCCAAUAAAUAUAUACUAUAAUCAACACAGAAAAAUACAAUUUGAACGAAGCAAAGGGUUCAAUAAAAAAAACAUUGUUUGCCUCACUGUCUUGUUACUUCAAGUAUAUAGUAAAAAAAUUAAUAGCACCAAAUGUGUUGAAUGUUAAUCAACUAGCACAAGGUUGAGGCUAUUCUAGGGUAAGUGGCAGAGCUCAUAUUCUUUUAUAUUAGUCUUCAAAGUCUCGAAUUCUUGCCUCCGCCAAUUGCAUAGUAUCUUAUAUCAUUAUGAUAAGUACACACUGAAUUUAGACAUCACAAGUUUUUUUUUUCUUAUAACAUACCUCAAAUAUCAAAUCUAUUUACUUUUUUAUUUGUUUUUUUCAAUUGUCUAGAGUCUAGACUGAUUAGUUGUAGAUCUACCCAAGGAGGACAUGUGUACGGAUGUUCUCCUCCAAGGGGAGAAACACGUAAGGAUGUGAUUGCAUUUGCAACUCCUUCUCUUUUUCAGUUGGACCCAUUAACAGCUAGCUCAACCCACCCACCCCUAUUUGAACUCUACUCUCCACCACAUUUUCUAUUCACUGUAUUGAUUUAUAUGAAUAUCUUCUCCCUUCACCAGUUCCCCUCCAAACAUCAUGGAAGAAGAUACUGAAGUCCAACCAACCAGUACCACUUCCUCCACUGAAGAAGAAGAAGUGUGUGUUGAGAACAACAACAAGAACAAGAAGUAUCGUGGGGUCCGCAUGCGUCAGUGGGGUAGAUGGGUUUCAGAAAUCAGAGAGCCCAAGAAGAAGUCUAGAAUCUGGCUCGGCACUUUUCCCACUCCAGAAAUGGCGGCCCAAGCCCAUGACGUGGCGGCCCUCGCCAUCAAAGGCCCAUCCGCUUUCCUCAAUUUCCCCGAAUCAGCCUCACAACUUCCACGGCCCGCCACCACUUCCCGGAAAGAUAUCCAAGCCGCCGCCGCCAAGGCAGCUACCAUGAAUUACAAUCACCGUGAAGCCCAAGCCCAGGCCCAAACAAGCCCAUUCAUGUGUUCUUCAAAUUCAUCAUCGUUAACUUGCGAUGAUGACUCGCUCUUCGACCUUCCUGAUCUCUCUUUCGGCUCAAGCCACAGUGGAGGUGAGCUUCAUUACUCGGCGCCGUGGCUCGGAGCCGGAGCUGAACACAUAGACUCGGGUUUUCGGCUAGAGCUGGAAGACCCUUUCCCGUGGAAGUGCUACUAGUUUGUUAAAGGUUUAAUUGUUUUAUUGCUUGCUUUGAUAGAUAGUGUAAAUGAUUUUCACUUUUCAGGGUAAGUUCUAUAGCUUUUCACUUUUCUGUAUAAAAAAAAUAUGAUUAUGUCUUUAUUUGAUAAUAAAAAUUAAAAUUGUUUCAA
Messenger RNA from Lotus japonicus, 1513 nucleotides. RefSeq names its product ethylene-responsive transcription factor ERF039-like. Gene Ontology annotation, molecular function: DNA binding; DNA-binding transcription factor activity. The transcript has a single exon. Gene Ontology annotation, biological process: regulation of DNA-templated transcription. Bases 774 to 1361 code for a protein of 195 amino acids. Lineage: Eukaryota; Viridiplantae; Streptophyta; Magnoliopsida; Fabales; Fabaceae. The record is from RefSeq and is a predicted model, not a curated record.